Megalops cyprinoides (Indo-Pacific tarpon) is the source of this 1483-nucleotide messenger RNA. RefSeq names its product ATP synthase mitochondrial F1 complex assembly factor 2 (gene atpaf2). Gene Ontology annotation, cellular component: mitochondrion. The transcript has 8 exons. The record is from RefSeq and is a predicted model, not a curated record. Lineage: Eukaryota; Metazoa; Chordata; Actinopteri; Elopiformes; Megalopidae. Gene Ontology annotation, biological process: mitochondrial proton-transporting ATP synthase complex assembly. Bases 294 to 1172 code for a protein of 292 amino acids.
AUCAGCAUGGCGGCGAACUUGUAGAGGCGCUUGCUGAAGAGUGGUGUUUCUCAUUUAAAAUGGAAUAAGUGGCUGCCUAGGUGCAGUGAGCGUGGGAAUGUUAUCUCAUCACCGAAUGAAAAAUAACCUUUAACAAAGCCAUAAGUAUAAUUUAAACGUAAUUUAUUUUAAUUAACUGGACUGUACUGUGCACACCAGCUAGCUAGGUAGCUAGCGAGUUGAAACAGCAGGCGUUGAUGAUUUGGCUUGUGUUUUUUAUUUAGUCCUACCUAGCUUGUUAUCAGCUGUUUGAUAUGUUGCGAAAUCUUAUUAGAUUGCACGGUCGGACGUGCUGCGCUGUUUUGGAACGAUGGUCAGGUGUUUGUCAGGGAGGUCAAGCACGGCUUCCAACUCUUCUGGAGAACGUGAAAGCCUAUUCAACUGCGACAUCUGAAAGGAAGAAAUUCUACCAAGACGUCAGUAUUUCACAAGGAGAAGAUGGCAUGUUUGAGAUCAAUCUAGACCGCAGGAAGCUGAAGACUCCAGGAGGCAAGAUUUUCACUGUACCUAAUGAAGCCCUGGCCAUUGCUGUGGCAACGGAGUGGGAUUCUCAGAAGGACACACUCAAGUUCUACACCAUGCACCUGACCACCCUUUGCAACACAGCUCUGGAUAACCCUACCCAUAGGGACAAGGACCAAAUGAUCACAGCCGCCCUGAAGUACUUAGAGACAGACACCAUUUGCUACAGAGUAGAGGAGCCUCCAGGGCUAGUGGAGCUUCAAAAGAAUGAGUGGGAUCCUGUAUUACACUGGAUUGAAAAGAGGUAUAAUGUUGUCAUCGGCUCAUCUGACAGUAUAAUGGGGCCUCAAAUCCCAGAGGAGACCAAGGACACUUUCCGUCAGCAUCUGGGCUCCUAUAACUUUUGGGCCCUGACAGGACUGGAGUAUGUGAUCAAUCAGCUGAAGUCGGUAGUGUUGUCCUUUGGGCUGAUUGACAGACACCUUACAGUGGAGCAGGCUGUGCUGCUGUCCCGUCUGGAGGAGGAAUACCAGAUCCAGCGCUGGGGAAAUGUGGAGUGGGCCCAUGACUAUGACAUGUAUGAACUACGAGCUCGAACGGCUGCUGGCACACUGUUUGUACACCUCUGUUCUGAAAGCUCCACUGUCAAGCGCAAGCUACUGCAGGACUGAAGAGAUUCUCUGAUGUAAACCCCAAUGCAUUGACAAUACAUUGUACGAGUUGUAUAAUGGAGAACUUGAUUUUCUGUGCUUCACAUAUCAUCUGUAGCCAGUAGAUGGAGCUGCUGUCCUAGUCAUGGAAAAUUGAACGCAAUCAAGUCCACUGCAGUCAACUUCUCUGUUUCAUAUUAUUUACUUUAUUUAGGUGAACCUGAACAAGUGAAUAUUGAAACAUAUUUUUUGCUGCGGAUGUUUUCACAAUUCUGUUUAAUUUUUUUGUAAUAUAACGUUAUUGUCAGUCGAUAAAGAAACACACCUUCAUG